Molecule: messenger RNA, 4650 nt
Organism: Alternaria alternata
Lineage: Eukaryota; Fungi; Ascomycota; Dothideomycetes; Pleosporales; Pleosporaceae
Exons: 8
Coding region: 1-4650 (1549 amino acids)
Biological process (GO): chromosome organization
Cellular component (GO): chromosome
Molecular function (GO): protein binding; ATP hydrolysis activity; ATP binding
Source: RefSeq, a predicted model, not a curated record
AUGGUCGAAAGCCGACAAUGCGAGGUUCUGGCCAUUGUGUGUACUUUCACAGUCGUCGCUUCUUUUACAGUCUUCCUUAGAGUAUGGUCGCGCUAUCUCGGACGCAACUUUUGCUGGGACGACUGGUUGAUUCUGGCUGCUUUUGUGCUCCUCAUAGCGGAUACCGUGGGAACAUGGAUGUACAUCAUAUUGAGUGGCACUGGCUACCAUAUCUAUGAUCUGCCUAAGAAGUCGAUUGAAGAGCAGCUUGUGGCGUUGAGAUGGAACUUCACUGUACAAAUGCUGUACCAUCCACUCAUGGGAUUGAUUCGGGCUUCUAUCAUCAUGUUUCUUUUCCGCAUGAAGGACGGUCGUCGUCGCAUAAGAUACCCAUUACACGUUACUUUCUGGCUCAACAUCCUCUACUCCAUCGGAUCAACGAUAGUCAACGUCGUACAAUGCACCCCCAGAGCCUAUGCUUGGUCCAGGCCCGCCAUGGAUAGCAUUGAUGCUAAUGGGAAUGUCGUACCAGGCGGUACAUGUAUCGACUCGCGGACAUUCGUAUUGGUAUCUUGUGCUCUAUCGAUUUUCAUGGAUCUCAUCAUCAUUCCUAUACCUUCCGUCAUGGUGUGGGGUCUUCAGAUGCAUCGACGCACAAAGAUUCUGGUAGUGAUUGUGAUGAGCCUGGGAUGGAUUGCGACGGGAGUGUCGGUAGGUAGGUUUAUCGUAUAUUACUACCGAUUUGCCCCUACCAACAAAGACCGUACCUGGGAUAUCGGUAUUGGAAUCAGCAUCGCCGAACCUGCCGUACACAUUAUGACAGCAUGCGCACCGGCGACUAAGUGCCUCUUCCGAUACCUAUUCCCACAGUAUGGCACGAAUCAGAACACGUCGUACUACCAAAACCGUACCGCGGAUACAAACCGACACAAUACCAAGGUAUUCGGGAAUUUCCACUUCGGGCUGUCCAACAACAUAGACGAUGAGAUCACCAUGGAGGGGAUGGGAGGUGCACCGAGGACUGCUCCGCUUCCGCCAGUGAAGGACGACUCUGAAUAUGGGCUGAAAGCUAUGGGAAGCUUUGAGUCAAAAGAGUAUGUUGCAAGAGGAAUAGGCAGGAAGAAGAGUUGUUCGAAGACGGCAUGCACGGAAGCAAGCGAGCCAGGCUACAAGUCAUACGCUGUCCGAACAGUCAUCUCUGGCUGGGACGAGAGCUUCAAUUCAAUCACGGGUCUCAACGGAUCUGGAAAGUCGAACAUUCUCGAUUCGAUAUGUUUCGUACUGGGAAUCAACAACUUGAGCGUGGUGCGGGCGCAGAACUUACAGGAUCUCAUCUACAAGCGCGGCCAAGCAGGCGUUACGAAAGCGAGCGUCACCAUCGUGUUCGACAAUCGCGACAAAUCGAAGAGCCCCGUUGGCUUCGAGGAACAUGCGCAGAUAUCGGUGACUAGGCAGAUCGUGCUCGGCGGCGCGAGCAAAUACCUCAUCAACGGACACCGCGCGCAGCAACAAAGCAUACAGAACCUGUUCCAGUCUGUGCAGCUCAACAUCAAUAACCCCAACUUCAUGAUCGCACAGGGAAAGGUUAUGCAGGUGCUGAACAUGAAGGCCAAGGAGAUUUUGGCUAUGCUUGAGGAGGCUGCUGGAACGCGCAUGUUCGAAGACAGGCGGGACAAGGCCUACAAGACCAUGGCAAAGAAGGAGAUGAAGGUGCAGGAAAUCACCGAGCUACUACGAGACGAAAUCGACCCCAAGCUCGAGAAACUACGAAUGGAGAAGCGUGCUUUCCUCGAUUUCCAACAGACGCAGAGCGAGCUCGAACGCCUCACGAAGCUGGUAGUCGCGUACGAUUACAUACGAUACAACGAGCGGUUACAACAGUCUGCCGAAGAUCUUGAAGCCAAGAAGCAAAGGGCGAAGGACCUAGACGAAUCUUCUGUGCGCAUGAAGAAGGAGAUAGAGAACCUCCAAGAGGAUAUCAAACAAACAAAGGCAACACGCGAGCAGGAGUUACGCAAGGGGGGCAAGUUCCAGGCACUGGAGGAAGAGGUCAAAACAAAUUCGCACGAGAUCGUCCGCCUAACGACGGUUCUGGACCUAAAGAGGACGAGCAUGGCCGAGGAGGCAGACAGGAAGGAAGGCAUUGAGAAGAGUGUCAAGGAGCUGGAGAAGCUUCUACAUGAGAAGAAGCAGACGUACGAGAAGUUGCAGGAGAAGUACCAGACAGCCCACGCCGAGCUGGCCAAGCAAACAGAGGAGGUAGAGAAGAAAGAAGAACUUCUACAAACCCUACAAACCGGUGUGGCGUCCAAGGAAGGUCAAGAAGGCGGUUAUCAGGGCCAACUGCAAGAUGCCAGAAACCGAGCGAGCGCAGCUGCCACCGAGCAAGAGCAGAGCAAGCUCAGAAUAUCGCAUCUCGAAAAGCAGAUCAAGGAGGAUGAGCCCAAAGCGAAGAAGGCAAAAGAACAAAAUUCUGGACUCCUAAAAGACCUCGAGGCAUUAAAAUCCCAAGCCAAGAAGCUAGAGGCGGAUCUGGCGAAGCUGGGCUACAACGAAGGUCAAGAGGCGGACAUGUACCAACAAGAAUCGCAUCUUCAAGCACGUAUACGGGAACUCCGACAGCAAGCCGACGGCAUGAGGCGACAAGUUGCAAACAUCGACUUCAGCUACAGCGACCCCUCCCCGAACUUUGACCGAUCUCGUGUAAAGGGUCUUGUCGCCCAACUCUUCACACUCGAGAAGGAACACACCAGGGCAGGUACAGCUUUGGAGAUUUGUGCUGGUGGCCGGCUGUACAACGUCGUUGUCGACUCAGCUGCUACUGGUAAGCAGCUUCUCGAGAACGGCAGGCUGAAGAAGCGCGUGACAAUCAUUCCGCUCAACAAGAUCGCGGCAUUCAAAGCGUCGGCGGAGAAAAUUGGAGCAGCUCAAAAGAUUGCACCAGGCAAAGUCGAUCUGGCUUUGUCGCUGAUUGGAUACGAGCACGAGGUCAACGCCGCCAUGGAGUACGUUUUCGGAUCAACACUUGUCUGUGAGGACGCCGAGACCGCUAAGCGUGUGACUUUUGAUCCCGCAGUGCGCAUGAAGAGUGUCACUCUACAAGGAGAUACUUAUGACCCUGCUGGUGUGUUGUCUGGUGGUAGCGCGCCUCAAUCUAGUGGGGUUCUCAUCACUCUUCAAAAGCUUAACGAGAUUACGACAGAGCUUGGUUCGCAAGAGUCCCAGCUCCGGUCUUUGCAGGAUACUAUGGCUAAGGAGAAGAAGAAGUUGGAUGCCGCACGCAAAUCGAAGCAGGAGCUCGACCUCAAAAGGCAUGAGAUCAAACUCACCGAGGAGCAGAUUGGCAGCAACUCCUCGUCAUCGAUCAUUCAAGCGGUGGAGGAAAUGAAGCAGACCAUCGCUCAGCUCAAGGAAGACAUCAAGGCGGCGAAAUCUCGACAAGAGGAAGCCAACAAGGACGUGAAGCGCAUCGAGCGCGACAUGAGCGAGUUCAGCAAUAACAAGGACAGCAAACUUGCCGAACUACAGUCAUCACUUGACAAACUCAAAAAGGCUUUGAACAAAAAUAGCGCUUCCAUCAAGCCACUGCAGACCGAGAUGCGCGAAGCCAUGGUCGAAUCUGAGCAAUGUGGUAGCGACCUUGCGGCAGCACAAGAGCAGCUCGAGGAGGUUCAGACCACCCUGCAAUCUCAACAAGCAGAGAUGGACGAGUUGUUGGCUGAACAAUCCCGUGUCCAGGACGCACACGACUUAGCUGCAGCCCAUCUGAGGGACGAGCAAGCGAAGUUGACCGGCUUCGAUGAAGAGCUUCGUUCGCUCGAAGACGCUAUCAGAUCAAAGAACUCAUCCAUCACCGAGGGUGGUCUGGAACAACAGAAGCUCGGCCACGAGAUCGAGAGGUUCCACAAAGAACAAGAAGGUGCUGCUAGUCAUGUCAAGGCGCUUGAAAAGGAAUACGAGUUCAUCGCAAAUGACGCGGAGCUCUUUGGACGCACCGGAACGGUUUAUGACUUCAAGGGCGUGAACAUGAACGACGCAAAGACUAGGCGAAAGUCGUUGGAAGAACACUUCCAGCAAAAGAAGAACAAAAUUAACCCGAAGGUCAUGGCUAUGAUUGACAAUGUUGAGAAGAAAGAGGCGAGUCUCAAGAAGAAUAUGCAGACGGUCAUCCGCGAUAAAUCGAAGAUCGAGGAGACUAUCGUCAAGCUUGACGAGUAUAAGAAAGAGGCGCUCCACAAGACAUGGACGAUUGUCAACCGCGAUUUCGGCCAAAUCUUCAACGAACUGCUACCAGGCAGUUUCGCAAAGCUGGAUCCUCCCGAGGGCAAGACAAUUUCUGAUGGUCUGGAAGUCAAAGUUAUGCUGGGAAAGGUGUGGAAGCAGUCACUAACAGAGCUAAGUGGUGGCCAAAGGUCACUUAUCGCACUAUCUCUUAUCAUGGCUCUUCUCCAGUUCAAGCCUGCGCCGAUGUACAUUCUGGACGAAGUUGAUGCUGCGCUGGACCUGUCCCACACACAAAAUAUCGGUCGUCUGUUCAAAACUCGCUUCAAGGGAUCGCAAUUCAUCGUCGUCAGUUUGAAGGACGGCAUGUUCCAGAAUGCGAACCGUAUAUUCCGCACACGGUUUGUUGACGGUACAAGUGUGGUACAAGCCACAUCAGGGUCUGGAUAG